Messenger RNA from Cajanus cajan (pigeon pea), 530 nucleotides. Lineage: Eukaryota; Viridiplantae; Streptophyta; Magnoliopsida; Fabales; Fabaceae. The record is from RefSeq and is a predicted model, not a curated record.
GGAGAAUGGUGUAAAAGUAAAGCUUUGAGGGUGGUGAGUUACAGAGCAAAAGAAGAAUGGGGGUUGGAGCAUCAACACCAUCAACACCUUCUGCCAAAGUAUCAGCCAUUUUCGUAUACCCAAUUAAAUCAUGUCGUGGAAUUUCUCUUUCUCAUGCUCCCCUCACUCCUGCUGGAUUUAGAUGGGAUAGACAAUGGAUGGUGGUGAAUCCUGAAGGUCAAGGGAGGAUGUACACUCAAAGAGUUGAACCAAGGCUUGCUUUGGUUGAGGUUGAAUUGCCAUCUCAGGCAUUUCUUGAAGACUGGGAACCUACUCAAGACUCCUAUAUGGUGGUGAAAGCACCUGGGAUGCAACCUCUCAAAAUUUGUUUGAGCAAAGAAGGGCAGAAAGUUGCAGGUGUUGUCUCAGUAUGGGAAUGGACAGGGUCUGCCUGGGAUGAAGGAGCUGAAGCAUCACAGUGGUUCUCAGAUUAUUUGGGAAAACCCUGUCAACUGGUCCGCUUCAAUACUGGUAGGUCUUUUUCAUUAUGA